AUGGAGGCGUUCCACUGGCAGUGCCACCCCGCCGCACACGCGUUCAAGGACGUCGUGUCAAAGCACGACAAGGUCCUGCAGACACACGCGAUCAUGACCUCGCCCGUCUGCUCGAUCCCCGCGUCGGACAUCCGCUGGCAGUUCGACCUCGCGGGCGGCGCGCUGAUGGACGUGACGUACGUCCUCUCGAGCACGCGCUUCGCGCUCGACGCGGGUGCCCCCUUGUGCGUCAAGUCCGCGCACACGCGGCCGUCGCCAUGGGAUGAGCGUGUCGACGAGGCGAUGGACACGACGCUCGUGUACCGUGAGGGCUCCGCGGAGGGCGCAGAGGGUGAGUACAACGUCGAGGCGACGGUGUAUGCGGACAUGCGCCGCGCGAACGUCGCCGGGUUCGUUCCGCGCGUGUGGGAGCUCCCUACGAUCGAGGUCGAGACGGAGCGUGCACUCGUGACGCUCUAUAACUUCACGAUGCCCCACCGCGUACUGUACCACUACAUCGCGACAAAGGACAAGGCGACGGGCGAGACGCGGUACGGUACGAGAAGCACUACCCUGAAGUACUCCGGGAAGACGGGCGGCGUGCACGGCUCCGCGGGCGCGAGUCUGCGCACUGUCACGAACCAGAGCUCAAUCGACCAGAUGAAGUCGAUCAAUAUGGUGUAUUAG
Molecule: messenger RNA, 666 nt
Organism: Rhodofomes roseus
Lineage: Eukaryota; Fungi; Basidiomycota; Agaricomycetes; Polyporales; Fomitopsidaceae
Exons: 5
Coding region: 1-666 (221 amino acids)
Source: RefSeq, a predicted model, not a curated record